Messenger RNA from Liolophura sinensis, 2224 nucleotides. RefSeq names its product probable proline--tRNA ligase, mitochondrial. The transcript has 13 exons. Gene Ontology annotation, cellular component: cytoplasm; mitochondrion. Bases 155 to 1636 code for a protein of 493 amino acids. Lineage: Eukaryota; Metazoa; Mollusca; Polyplacophora; Chitonida; Chitonidae. The record is from RefSeq and is a predicted model, not a curated record. Gene Ontology annotation, biological process: prolyl-tRNA aminoacylation. Gene Ontology annotation, molecular function: proline-tRNA ligase activity; ATP binding.
ACGGAAAAAGAAACGUGUUUUAAUGUGCGUUGAACAUCAAAAGUGAACAGUGUUUGGCUCACCAAAAUAUCUGUUGUCCAGUUACCAUACUUGACUAAAUUGGUCAGUUGUAGCACAGAUCAGUACUUUAAUCAAGAUCAAAGAAAAAGUGUUAAUGCAGAUACCAAUGAAUCUAACUCAACUUUACGCUUGCACAUGCACGCGGCUAGCCGCCCAAAGUGACAGUGUUAUCCUGUUGUCGACAUGCCUGAGGAAUUACAGAUUAAGUCCUUCCUUUCUGGCGAUGAAAAGGCAAAAUUUUCACAUUCAGAAAAGAUGUCUGUAUACGAGAAAGUAUAUUUCAAGAAUGUUCAUAAACCCUGGAAAACCACAGCCGAAAGAAACAGACCUGGUUUGCAAGAGUCACAAGCUGAUGCUAUACAAUGAUAUCAUCGCACAAGGACAUACAGGUGCCUUCCAUAUGUUACCAUUCGGAUUAAGAGCUUUUGAGAAACUGUCUCGAUUGAUAGAUGAAGAGUUACAAGCAUUGGGAUGUGAAAAACUGAUGCUGACAACAAUGACAAGCAAACACCUUUGGCAAAAAACCGGUCGGUGGGAUUCCAUGGGGUCAGAGCUGUUUAAAUUGAAGGACAGACAUGACAUGUACUAUUGCCUGGGGCCGACACAUGAAGAAGCCGUCACAGACCUGGUGGGGUCUCAGCCUAUCUCCUAUAGAACACUACCCAUUAUGCUGUAUCAGACCACUCGCAAGUUUCGUGAUGAAAUGGCACCGAAAUAUGGUUUAUUAAGAGGACGGGAAUUUGAAAUGAAAGAUUUAUAUACUUUUGAUUCAUCUGAAGAAAAUGCAAAGGAAACUUAUGAGAGAAUUAACAAUGCCUACAUCAGUAUAUUCAACAGGCUACACUUAAAUUAUAUUAGAGUUGCUGGGGACUCUGGUGCUAUAGGGGGAGAUCUGUCUCAUGAGUUUCACAUCCUAGCAGAUAUAGGACAGGACAAACUUCUCAUUUGUUCAGAUUGUGGCCUAGGAUGGAACCAGGAGUUAGUAGACAGCCAGAGCAGUCAGACGUGCUCAAGGUCAGAUUGUGGACCAAAUUUGACAGACAAAAUUGGGAUAGAGGUGGGACAUACAUUUUUCCUAGGAACAAAAUAUUCCAAACCAUUGAAUGCUACCUUCCAGACAGAGACAGGCAAACAGGAGUUACUACAGAUGGGCUGUUACGGGCUUGGAGUGACCCGAAUCUUGCAGUCAGGGUUGGAGGUGCUGUCUCUGGAGAAUCAGAUUCGUUGGCCACACCUUCUGGCUCCUUACCAAGUCUUGAUCAUCCCCCAGAAGGCAGGCUAUAAAGCAGGUGUGUGUUUGGAUUUAGCGGAGUGCCUGUCUGAUCGCCUCUCAUUGAAUGCCGCACUAACAAAUGAGGUUGUGAUAGAUGACAGGACGCAGAUGACCAUCGGCAAACGACUGUACGAAGCCAAGAGAUUAGGGUUUCCUUACAUAGUUGUGGCUGGAAAAACGGCUUUACAGACGCCUGCCAUGUUUGAAGUGAUAGAGGUAGCCUCUGGAGCCACAGAGACAAUGACAGAGGAUCAGCUGUUUGAUAAACUCUCCUGUAUAGAGACAAUACCCUGUCAUUCUUGACAAGAACUGAUAUAGGUAGCCUCUGGGGCCACAGAGACAAUGACAGAGGAUCAGCUGUUUGAUAAACUCUCCUGUAUAGAGACAAUACCCUGUCAUUCUUGACAAGAUGUGAUAUAGGUAGCCUCUGGAGCCACAGAGACAAUGACAGAUGAUCAGCUGUUUGAUAAACUCUCCUGUAUAGAGACAAUACCCUGUCAUUCUUGACAAGAACUGAUAUAGGUAGCCUCUGGAGCCACAGAGACAAUGACAGAGGAUCAGCUGUUUGAUAAACUCUCCUGUAUAGAGACAAUACCCUGUCAUUCUUGACAAGGACAGUCUGCUUAGUGUGUAAUGGGGCUAAAUUGACGAACAUAACUUAAUAAUUACAGCGAAUAUUGUGAAUUUAGUUUCAUGGAAAAAUUGAAUUAUUAUAAUGUAUUGGGCAUAAGCAUGUAACAUUAUCUAUGAUGGAGGAAAGUUUGAGGAAUAGGUUGUUGUUUCUUUAAUUUGUUGUGAUUUAGUUCAAUGUAGGUCUAAUAUGAAUAAGGCAAAUCUGAGUUAGAGUUCUUGAAGAUAACAGCAGCAGGACUGUUGAGAAUUUCAACAGGC